CAUUAGUAAGAUUCAAAUACAAACUCAAUUUACUUUUAAAGUAAUAGCAAGAAUUCGCAAACAUUAAAAAUGAAUGUAAGCCUCAAUAAAUAUCACAUUUCAUGUUACGCCAGUAGUGGUCGCGCCGUCGUGACGUAUUGUGCCACGGGUUCCGUUGUUUCUAUGACAACCGCAGAGGCUGCACACUAACACAACAGAAAUAAAACAUGGAUGAUUCUCACAGUGUAGAAGAGACGGCUUUUGUGGUGGAUGAAGUCAGCAGUAUUGUUAAAGAGUCUAUUGAAGGAGCCAUUGGAGCAAACUUCUACCAGCAGAACCGUGUGAACGUGUGGACAUCUAAUGUAGUGGAGCAGUGCUUGAGUCAGCUCAGUAAACUCGGCAAACCUUUCAAAUACAUCGUGACCUGCAUUAUAAUGCAGAAGAAUGGAGCGGGGCUGCAGUCUGCAUCCUCAUGCUUCUGGGAUAACACUACAGACGGUAGGGAACACCACUACAGCACAUCAACUGAGACUGUAUGGCUUGGAGAUCAUUGUUUGUCUAAUCUCGGAGUAAAGCCAGUUCAUUCAGUAUCACAGUGAGGUUUAGUAGUCAAACUCUAAAUAACACAAGUGUUUGAUCCGCAGGCAGCUGCACCGUCCGAUGGGAGAAUAAAUCCAUCUACUGUAUCGUCAGUGUGUUUGGACUCGCCCUUUAAACCCACUGAACUACAUCAACUGCCCAUACAAUCAGCCUGCCAUCUUUCUUCCUGAACUACGUUCUCAGUAUUCUAGAAACAAAGUGACCUCCUUUACAAACAGUGUAUAAUAACAGCAGAUGGACUCCUAUGAAGACCCAGUCUUAAAAGAUUUAAUGAACAUUUUAUACAACAUUCUCAUUACAAUGGUGCAGCUGAGAGAAAGCUCGUCUCCUUUUGGGUUUGUACAUUUGAACUGAGCUCAGCCAGGCCUGGGAAUGAUGUUAUAAACAAAGGCACAAAGAACCGACAGAAAUGACACCGUAAAAAUGUAGUGGUAUUAUUAGGAUCUAGCAGCUCAUUUGAAGACAAAUAUGUCACUACGAAUAAUGAAUCAAACAUUGUUCUUCAAACGUGAACUACAGGUCACAAGCAGCUGUGCAGUACACACCUCCACACAUCAUGUUAACACAAUGAUGUGAACAGAGUUUAGACAAUACUAUUUUUGUCCCGCCUGAUCAAUCUGAUCGUGAACUGUCAAAAUAAACCUGUUGAAGUGAUAUUACUACUGUACUGUACACUCUCUCAUUCACAACACAACAAAACACAGACGUGUCAAGAGAUACAGACACAUCACACGAAACAAACAAUAUACUGAAGGAAUGCGAGAAAAGAAUCCGUUUGGAAUGUAAACUCUUGAACACAAGAUGUCAUACUUUUCAUACAAAAGAAAAAACUAAAAUCACACGAAGGGAUCUGAGCUCUACAUGAGCAAGCGUUCUGAGGUGUGAUGAGAUUUCAGAGCCUGUCCAGAGAAUGUUCAGGUCAAACUUCACCCUCAAAACUCAGAGAAACAACAUUUAGUUCACAUUUUGCAUAGAAAAAAUGAAGACGAAAAUGAAGACUUUGGGACUCAAAUUCUGACAUUCUCAUUACUGUAAUGCAAAGACUAAACAAAGUAUUUCAAUUGUAAUGUUCAACUGUAGAGCCUUAGAUUUAGAUUAGAUUUGUUUGCAUUCAAUUGCAAAUGAGGCGGAAAUGAAAAUAAUGGUCCAAAACUAAACCUAAUUACUUUAUGCAAAACACAUAACUUCAUUGUUUGGUGAAGUAUGACCUGCAUGUUUCUUCAGUACAUUCAAUCAAACAGUGGCUUUACAAAUUUACAACAACAGAUCUUCAGUAUUUACAUCAGCUGUACAAUACAUAUGUGCACCACUGUAUAACCAAACACAGAACGUCAUCAGCAGAGCGACGGGAGCACAUUUAGCUGGAGUCACUUGCAAACACACAUUACUUUCUCUUUAAAAAUAGAUCAGCAUAUAUAUAUAUAUAUAUAUAUAUAUUUACAUACAGUAAAUAAUGACAC
This is a messenger RNA of Triplophysa rosa, 2039 nucleotides long. It is a transcript of the gene dynlt1b, whose product is annotated as dynein light chain Tctex-type 1b. The transcript has 4 exons. The record is from RefSeq and is a predicted model, not a curated record. Gene Ontology annotation, biological process: microtubule-based movement. Lineage: Eukaryota; Metazoa; Chordata; Actinopteri; Cypriniformes; Nemacheilidae. Gene Ontology annotation, molecular function: dynein intermediate chain binding. Bases 207 to 578 code for a protein of 123 amino acids. Gene Ontology annotation, cellular component: cytoplasm; cytoplasmic dynein complex.